Sclerotinia sclerotiorum 1980 UF-70 is the source of this 864-nucleotide messenger RNA. RefSeq lists its product with no specific name. NCBI's taxonomy places the organism in Eukaryota, Fungi, Ascomycota, Leotiomycetes, Helotiales, Sclerotiniaceae. The record is from RefSeq and is a predicted model, not a curated record. The coding region runs from base 1 to 864 and encodes 287 amino acids. The transcript has 2 exons.
AUGUUUCAUUAUCAUUCCUUUCACAAAGGUCCCAUUUUUGGGACAGUUGUAAAGGACGACCCACCACUCAAACCGGGUCUGCACAACACAUCGGAUUUAGUCGAAAAACUUUUAAAACGCAUCGAUGUUGUCAGUCCGCCGUCUUCUAAGGAUACAGAUGUGUCUAAGGCAAAGGCAGAUGUGUCGGAGGCAAUGGAUAGUCUCGGAGCAUACGCUGCCAUCCAAACAAGCGACAACGAUCAUCGUUUCGAACUCGAGACUUUCAAAGACAAAGAGUACAACGAAUUUCUCGCCAAGCUGUUCAAGGCCUUCAACGCUGAGCAGAUUUGCAGCAGAGAUAAAAAUCCACGUAAAAGAAGAUCAUGGGAUCAUAUCGGCGCUCUCCUUGGAGCCAUGAUCGAACUCUACCUCAAGUAUUACGGUUGUGAUUGUACUCUGUGCCAAGAAAUUAAUACAGGAUACGGCUCGGGCAAAGGAUAUGCAUGGCAGAUGAUCGCUCACAAGUUAGAGACAUCUGAUAUUCUGCAGGUGAAAAUCAAAGAAUUGUUUCCGAAUUCUGGCCGAAUCGAUUUAUUUAGGGCACAACUUUAUAUCGAGGAGUUGAGUCAUUGUGGGCUAUUUUGUCCCGUAGCUGACUGUGAUACUCUUGCUAAUUGGGGCUUGGCUUUGCCAGAGUUCAGCGUCAGUGACCGUUGUAGUCUUGCAGCUUCGGGGCACGAUAUACCGAGGCUUGAUUUAUGGGUUAUAUUAGAAGCUGGAAAGAGAUGUACGGCUAGGAAGCUGGAGGAGGAGCAGAAGAAGAAGCAGAAGACCACUAACUACUUGAAGAAAUUAACCAUCUCAAGUAUUGGCGCAUCUAAUUAG